AUGAUCUGGACUUCGAGGGGCACCCAGAUGUUGCUCGCCGGAGGGUUCCGUUUCUCCAGGGAUCGUGUGAUGGGUUGCAAAACCAGAUGGCAGUGCACAACAAAGUCCCGGACUAAAUUGCCGAUAUUCGGUAUGACGAAAUCUGGAAAUCCGGUUAUUAUGGUGGGGCCGUACCGGUUCAACAAGGUGAACCGGUGUAAGGGUCCAAAAGUGCGAUGGACCUGCGUGAAGACCCCGUCCGGAUGCCGCGCCUCGAUAACCACUGUCGAUGACGUCAUCAUCCGGACACAAAACGAGCACAAUCAU
Messenger RNA from Iphiclides podalirius (scarce swallowtail), 306 nucleotides. NCBI's taxonomy places the organism in Eukaryota, Metazoa, Arthropoda, Insecta, Lepidoptera, Papilionidae. The record is from the annotation of a GenBank genome assembly.